AUGAUUGUUUGCCUGCAGAAUGGACUCAAGAAAAGAAAGCAGAGGGAAGAGGAGUCGGAUUCUGAUUCAGAAUCUGAAUCUGAACCAAGAGCGAAGAAUCAUUGCCUGCAGAAGGAGAAGAAAAAGAAAGAAACAAAAACAACUCCAAAAGAAACACCACAAAAAAAGAAAAAAGUAGUUGUGGAGGAUUCACCUCCUGAAGAAGAUCAAUACUUUGACGGUGAGACAUAUGAAAUAUCGAGUGACGAACUCGAUGAAUGGCUAGGGGAAAACGUUCGUAAAUCUGCUGCAGAGGGGGACAACCAGCCUGACCUGGGAUCGACAGAAGAUCGCUAUGUGUCCUCUGAAACACUACCGGCUGUCAACUUGGGAAGUGAUGAUACUUCCUCUCAAAGACGCACAGAACAGAGUAGUGUAACCCUGCCGUCUCAGAGCAUGUUGACUCCGGACGAUUCGAAUAUGAUGGUUGUUAGGGAACAACGCCGUCGGAAGCGCUUGCAAUGUGAGAUAUGCAAGAAUAUUUCAACCUUAUAA
Arachis stenosperma is the source of this 534-nucleotide messenger RNA. RefSeq lists its product as uncharacterized. Lineage: Eukaryota; Viridiplantae; Streptophyta; Magnoliopsida; Fabales; Fabaceae. The transcript is spliced from 7 exons. Bases 1 to 534 code for a protein of 177 amino acids. The record is from RefSeq and is a predicted model, not a curated record.